AUGAACCCAUUGACCAUCCCCGAACUCCUUAACUCCAUCUGCUAUCAGCUGGACAGACCCUCGCUUGUCGUGGCCUCUCAAGUCUGCAAGCAAUGGUCCGAGACUUGCACCGUCCUCCUCUGGGAAUCCUGUCCAUUCUCCGCAGACCGUUACAACGCCUAUCCUACCGCAUUUGACGACCAUGCUCACCUGGUCCGUAUCAUGGACGCCAAGAUGCGGCUCAUUGGUCGAGAGAUGCGAUUCAUUGCUCACCAAUGCACCAAUAUGACUGAGCUCGCUAUCCGACAUUGCCAAUUCACCUCCGCAAGCCUUGAUGUUCUGUGCGGAGGAAUUCCCCGAGUCGGCCAUCUCACUUUGGAGCUCUGUCGUGGCGUCAACAGUACGAUCGCAGCACGUCUUGUCCGGAUCCCACGACUGACACACCUCGAAAUCAUUGUCCAUACUCAAGAACGUGGGAACGGCGAUUGGCGUGAGGAGCAUAUGGUGACGCUGUUGACACGAUGCCAACUCGAGUACCUCAAGAUCCUCGGUCCCGAUUUGUCGCAUGUCCAUCUAGCUGGUGUCGCAAGGUACGAGAACCCUCUGCCGCUGGUCUCCUUACAUCUGAUCGGCACAUACAUCCCAGAUGAUGCCCUUGGUCGUCUCCUUACCAAGUGUCCUCGUCUAUCGACCUUUGUUCUUUUGAACAACGCCAACAAGAACUCGACUCUCCAGACCAUUGCCCAGCACGGUUCUAGCCUGCGGAUGCUAGAGCUACGGAAUUCUAAGAGUGUGACAACACCCGCAUUCGACGCCGUCUUCAAGACAUGCCACCUUCUCACCAGUCUGGAUAUCUCGGGAACACUGAUCCACGAUGCAGCCAUCUCGACGUUAGCCCGACAUUGUCCGUGGAUCCAGUCCUUGGAUCUGACUGGUUGCUCACGCAUCACAAGCACGUCUUUUCUGGAGAUGAUGGUGACUCUGGAGGAGUUGAAGGAGCUGAGAGUUGGAGGCUGUACACGACUGUCAAUUGCCAGUUUCUCGGGGGCGAUGGCAUGGGCCUGCAGAAGUAGGCUCGAGGUGCUGGAUAUGCCGUCGGUGGGCAUCAAGGUGGAGAAUGAUUCGUUUGCGGGAUUGAUUCAGCACCUGGAGUCGUUGACACGGUUGCGGCAUUUGACGAUGGAUGAGCCGGUGGGGGGGCACAAGGCUGUACAAGAACUUUUGUUGAGGCGGCCCUAUGUUACGCUUUCGAUCAACGCUGCGGCCCUUCGGGUGCUGUGGGAGUCUGAGAAGCAGGCUGCCGUCUGA
Molecule: messenger RNA, 1287 nt
Organism: Linnemannia hyalina
Lineage: Eukaryota; Fungi; Mortierellomycota; Mortierellomycetes; Mortierellales; Mortierellaceae
Source: the annotation of a GenBank genome assembly